GUUCAGUUGAUACUAUUCGUUAAUAUUUCCGUUCGUUGCCCUACCAGUCCGACGUCCGGUCACAGUUCCAUAUUAUUAAACGUUUUAUUUGUUACCGAAAACUUCUGUUGACUCUAAUUGCAACCGCAUUUCUUUGAAAAUUCCAAAAAGAACUUAAAAUGACUUCCACAAAUUUCAACGUUGGCAUCGGUGAUAUCAGAAGGAACACCAGCAAAGUCUUGAAACCACCAGGUGGUGGAAGUAGUGACAUAUUUGGAGUGACAUCAUGUGAUGAAGUUAAUCCACAUAAACGUGGUACAAAUCAGAAGAAUCUCCAAAGCUCUAUUAUUUUGGGUGGUCAAACACCAAAACAUAGUGAUGGUACAGUUGCAGCCAACGGAAACUCUGAUAAACCUGAUGGUAAUCCAGUAACUGGAGAAGGUUAUGAAGCUCCUAAGGUAACAGCUACACCAGCUCAGCAUGUUUCUGCUCAAUCAGAACCAGCUCCAGAACAAAAGAAGGCAAGCCGUGUGCCACCAGGUGGAUACAGUUCUGGGUUAUGGUAAUUGCUGAACCAGGAAGACCAACAAAAUUUUGUCACAAUUUAUACAUCGCUUUGUAUUUCUAUGAUAUAUUGAUGACCUUUGAUCACAUUUCAUCAAUAAAAAACUUAUUUAUGGUAUAUAAGAAAAUGACUUUCAGUGUAUAAUAUUACAAUUGUCAUUAUUUUAAAACUACCCUGCAUUUUAUUCAUUCUCAAAUUAUUUGAUUAUUUUUUUGUAAUGUUGUGAAUUGAUUUAUUCCUAAAAAAAAAAAUUCUUUUUUAUACACAAUAAAAUACUAUAUUUAUUAAUGAUUUUAGUAUGAGAUAUUAGUUGAUUAAAACUAACAUAACCUAAGUGUCUUAAAUAAAUAAAUAAUUUAUUUCUCAUAACAAUUGUAUAUUUAUUUAUAAAAAUUAAUUUAAACAAAACAUUACUAUAGUAAAAUAGAACCAAAUUAAAAUAUUACUAUAAUGAACAAAUUAUUACUACCAAUAUUAAGUCAAAUAAUUUUUAUAAAAAUAAAAUAAACAACAAAAUGUACAAAAAAGGAACUUAAUUUAUUUCUACCAUAAAUGUAGAAGAAAAACACACUGUCUCGAUUAGUCUGUAAUAAAUACAUUGUUAAAUAUUAUCACAUGAAAAAUAUUAUGAAAUAUUUGAUUUAUAAAAUGAUGAAUCACUUUCAAUAUAUUAUUAAUUAUAAUAUGCAA
Messenger RNA from Acyrthosiphon pisum (pea aphid), 1234 nucleotides. Its product is annotated as CG1943-like. Gene Ontology annotation, cellular component: nucleus. The record is from RefSeq and is marked predicted. NCBI's taxonomy places the organism in Eukaryota, Metazoa, Arthropoda, Insecta, Hemiptera, Aphididae.